AUGGACGUGGACGUGGACGUGGACGUGGACGUGGACGUGGACGUGGACGUGGACGUGGACGUGGACGUGGACGUGGACGUGGACGUGGACGUGGACGUGGACGUGGACGUGGACGUGGACGUGGACGUGGACGUGGACGUGGACGUGGACGUGGACGUGGACGUGGACGUGGACGUGGACGUGGACGUGGACGUGGACGUGGACGUGGACGUGGACGUGGACGUGGACGUGGACGUGGACGUGGACGUGGACGUGGACGUGGACGUGGACGUGGACGUGGACGUGGACGUGGACGUGGACGUGGACGUGGACGUGGACGUGGACGUGGACGUGGACGUGGACGUGGACGUGGACGUGGACGUGGACGUGGACGUGGACGUGGACGUGGACGUGGACGUGGUGGACGUGGACGUGGACGUGGACGUGGACGUGGACGUGGACGUGGACGUGGACGUGGACGUGGACGUGGACGUGGACGUGGACGUGGACGUGGACGUGGACGUGGACGUGGACGUGGACGUGGACGUGGACGUGGACGUGGACGUGGACGUGGACGUGGACGUGGACGUGGACGUGGACGUGGACGUGGACGUGGACGUGGACGUGGACGUGGACGUGGACGUGGACGUGGACGUGGACGUGGACGUGGACGUGGACGUGGACGUGGACGUGGACGUGGACGUGGACGUGGACGUGGACGUGGACGUGGACGUGGACGUGGACGUGGACGUGGACGUGGACGUGGACGUGGACGUGGACGUGGACGUGGACGUGGACGUGGACGUGGACGUGGACGUGGACGUGGACGUGGACGUGGACGUGGACGUGGACGUGGACGUGGACGUGGACGUGGACGUGGACGUGGACGUGGACGUGGACGUGGACGUGGACGUGGACGUGGACGUGGACGUGGACGUGGACGUGGACGUGGACGUGGACGUGGACGUGGACGUGGACGUGGACGUGGACGUGGACGUGGACGUGGACGUGGACGUGGACGUGGACGUGGACGUGGACGUGGACGUGGACGUGGACGUGGACGUGGACGUGGACGUGGACGUGGACGUGGACGUGGACGUGGACGUGGACGUGGACGUGGACGUGGACGUGGACGUGGACGUGGACGUGGACGUGGACGUGGACGUGGACGUGGACGUGGACGUGGACGUGGACGUGGACGUGGACGUGGACGUGGACGUGGACGUGGACGUGGACGUGGACGUGGACGUGGACGUGGACGUGGACGUGGACGUGGACGUGGACGUGGACGUGGACGUGGACGUGGACGUGGACGUGGACGUGGACGUGGACGUGGACGUGGACGUGGACGUGGACGUGGACGUGGACGUGGACGUGGACGUGGACGUGGACGUGGACGUGGACGUGGACGUGGACGUGGACGUGGACGUGGACGUGGACGUGGACGUGGACGUGGACGUGGACGUGGACGUGGACGUGGACGUGGACGUGGACGUGGACGUGGACGUGGACGUGGACGUGGACGUGGACGUGGACGUGGACGUGGACGUGGACGUGGACGUGGACGUGGACGUGGACGUGGACGUGGACGUGGACGUGGACGUGGACGUGGACGUGGACGUGGACGUGGACGUGGACGUGGACGUGGACGUGGACGUGGACGUGGACGUGGACGUGGACGUGGACGUGGACGUGGACGUGGACGUGGACGUGGACGUGGACGUGGACGUGGACGUGGACGUGGACGUGGACGUGGACGUGGACGUGGACGUGGACGUGGACGUGGACGUGGACGUGGACGUGGACGUGGACGUGGACGUGGACGUGGACGUGGACGUGGACGUGGACGUGGACGUGGACGUGGACGUGGACGUGGACGUGGACGUGGACGUGGACGUGGACGUGGACGUGGACGUGGACGUGGACGUGGACGUGGACGUGGACGUGGACGUGGACGUGGACGUGGACGUGGACGUGGACGUGGACGUGGACGUGGACGUGGACGUGGACGUGGACGUGGACGUGGACGUGGACGUGGACGUGGACGUGGACGUGGACGUGGACGUGGACGUGGACGUGGACGUGGACGUGGACGUGGACGUGGACGUGGACGUGGACGUGGACGUGGACGUGGACGUGGACGUGGACGUGGACGUGGACGUGGACGUGGACGUGGACGUGGACGUGGACGUGGACGUGGACGUGGACGUGGACGUGGACGUGGACGUGGACGUGGACGUGGACGUGGACGUGGACGUGGACGUGGACGUGGACGUGGACGUGGACGUGGACGUGGACGUGGACGUGGACGUGGACGUGGACGUGGACGUGGACGUGGACGUGGACGUGGACGUGGACGUGGACGUGGACGUGGACGUGGACGUGGACGUGGACGUGGACGUGGACGUGGACGUGGACGUGGACGUGGACGUGGACGUGGACGUGGACGUGGACGUGGACGUGGACGUGGACGUGGACGUGGACGUGGACGUGGACGUGGACGUGGACGUGGACGUGGACGUGGACGUGGACGUGGACGUGGACGUGGACGUGGACGUGGACGUGGACGUGGACGUGGACGUGGACGUGGACGUGGACGUGGACGUGGACGUGGACGUGGACGUGGACGUGGACGUGGACGUGGACGUGGACGUGGACGUGGACGUGGACGUGGACGUGGACGUGGACGUGGACGUGGACGUGGACGUGGACGUGGACGUGGACGUGGACGUGGACGUGGACGUGGACGUGGACGUGGACGUGGACGUGGACGUGGACGUGGACGUGGACGUGGACGUGGACGUGGACGUGGACGUGGACGUGGACGUGGACGUGGACGUGGACGUGGACGUGGACGUGGACGUGGACGUGGACGUGGACGUGGACGUGGACGUGGACGUGGACGUGGACGUGGACGUGGACGUGGACGUGGACGUGGACGUGGACGUGGACGUGGACGUGGACGUGGACGUGGACGUGGACGUGGACGUGGACGUGGACGUGGACGUGGACGUGGACGUGGACGUGGACGUGGACGUGGACGUGGACGUGGACGUGGACGUGGACGUGGACGUGGACGUGGACGUGGACGUGGACGUGGACGUGGACGUGGACGUGGACGUGGACGUGGACGUGGACGUGGACGUGGACGUGGACGUGGACGUGGACGUGGACGUGGACGUGGACGUGGACGUGGACGUGGACGUGGACGUGGACGUGGACGUGGACGUGGACGUGGACGUGGACGUGGACGUGGACGUGGACGUGGACGUGGACGUGGACGUGGACGUGGACGUGGACGUGGACGUGGACGUGGACGUGGACGUGGACGUGGACGUGGACGUGGACGUGGACGUGGACGUGGACGUGGACGUGGACGUGGACGUGGACGUGGACGUGGACGUGGACGUGGACGUGGACGUGGACGUGGACGUGGACGUGGACGUGGACGUGGACGUGGACGUGGACGUGGACGUGGACGUGGACGUGGACGUGGACGUGGACGUGGACGUGGACGUGGACGUGGACGUGGACGUGGACGUGGACGUGGACGUGGACGUGGACGUGGACGUGGACGUGGACGUGGACGUGGACGUGGACGUGGACGUGGACGUGGACGUGGACGUGGACGUGGACGUGGACGUGGACGUGGACGUGGACGUGGACGUGGACGUGGACGUGGACGUGGACGUGGACGUGGACGUGGACGUGGACGUGGACGUGGACGUGGACGUGGACGUGGACGUGGACGUGGACGUGGACGUGGACGUGGACGUGGACGUGGACGUGGACGUGGACGUGGACGUGGACGUGGACGUGGACGUGGACGUGGACGUGGACGUGGACGUGGACGUGGACGUGGACGUGGACGUGGACGUGGACGUGGACGUGGACGUGGACGUGGACGUGGACGUGGACGUGGACGUGGACGUGGACGUGGACGUGGACGUGGACGUGGACGUGGACGUGGACGUGGACGUGGACGUGGACGUGGACGUGGACGUGGACGUGGACGUGGACGUGGACGUGGACGUGGACGUGGACGUGGACGUGGACGUGGACGUGGACGUGGACGUGGACGUGGACGUGGACGUGGACGUGGACGUGGACGUGGACGUGGACGUGGACGUGGACGUGGACGUGGACGUGGACGUGGACGUGGACGUGGACGUGGACGUGGACGUGGACGUGGACGUGGACGUGGACGUGGACGUGGACGUGGACGUGGACGUGGACGUGGACGUGGACGUGGACGUGGACGUGGACGUGGACGUGGACGUGGACGUGGACGUGGACGUGGACGUGGACGUGACGUGGACGUGGACGUGGACGUGGACGUGGACGUGGACGUGGACGUGGACGUGGACGUGGACGUGGACGUGGACGUGGACGUGGACGUGGACGUGGACGUGGACGUGGACGUGGACGUGGACGUGGACGUGGACGUGGACGUGGACGUGGACGUGGACGUGGACGUGGACGUGGACGUGGACGUGGACGUGGACGUGGACGUGGACGUGGACGUGGACGUGGACGUGGACGUGGACGUGGACGUGGACGUGGACGUGGACGUGGACGUGGACGUGGACGUGGACGUGGACGUGGACGUGGACGUGGACGUGGACGUGGACGUGGACGUGGACGUGGACGUGGACGUGGACGUGGACGUGGACGUGGACGUGGACGUGGACGUGGACGUGGACGUGGACGUGGACGUGGACGUGGACGUGGACGUGGACGUGGACGUGGACGUGGACGUGGACGUGGACGUGGACGUGGACGUGGACGUGGACGUGGACGUGGACGUGGACGUGGACGUGGACGUGGACGUGGACGUGGACGUGGACGUGGACGUGGACGUGGACGUGGACGUGGACGUGGACGUGGACGUGGACGUGGACGUGGACGUGGACGUGGACGUGGACGUGGACGUGGACGUGGACGUGGACGUGGACGUGGACGUGGACGUGGACGUGGACGUGGACGUGGACGUGGACGUGGACGUGGACGUGGACGUGGACGUGGACGUGGACGUGGACGUGGACGUGGACGUGGACGUGGACGUGGACGUGGACGUGGACGUGGACGUGGACGUGGACGUGGACGUGGACGUGGACGUGGACGUGGACGUGGACGUGGACGUGGACGUGGACGUGGACGUGGACGUGGACGUGGACGUGGACGUGGACGUGGACGUGGACGUGGACGUGGACGUGGACGUGGACGUGGACGUGGACGUGGACGUGGACGUGGACGUGGACGUGGACGACGUGGACGUGGACGUGGACGUGGACGUGGACGUGGACGUGGACGUGGACGUGGACGUGGACGUGGACGUGGACGUGGACGUGGACGUGGACGUGGACGUGGACGUGGACGUGGACGUGGACGUGGGGACGUGGACGACGUGGACGUGGACGUGGACGUGGACGUGGACGUGGACGUGGACGUGGACGUGGACGUGGACGUGGACGUGGACGUGGACGUGGACGUGGACGUGGACGUGGACGUGGACGUGGACGUGGACGUGGACGUGGACGUGGACGUGGACGUGGACGUGGACGUGGACGUGGACGUGGACGUGGACGUGGACGUGGACGUGGACGUGGACGUGGACGUGGACGUGGACGUGGACGUGGACGUGGACGUGGACGUGGACGUGGACGUGGACGUGGACGUGGACGUGGACGUGGACGUGGACGUGGACGUGGACGUGGACGUGGACGGACGUGGACGUGGACGUGGACGUGGACGUGGACGUGGACGUGGACGUGGACGUGGACGUGGACGUGGACGUGGACGUGGACGUGGACGUGGACGUGGACGUGGACGUGGACGUGGACGUGGACGUGGACGUGGACGUGGACGUGGACGUGGACGUGGACGUGGACGUGGACGUGGACGUGGACGUGGACGUGGACGUGGACGUGGACGUGGACGUGGACGUGGACGUGGACGUGGACGUGGACGUGGACGUGGACGUGGACGUGGACGUGGACGUGGACGUGGACGUGGACGUGGACGUGGACGUGGACGUGGACGUGGACGUGGACGUGGACGUGGACGUGGACGUGGACGUGGACGUGGACGUGGACGUGGACGUGGACGUGGACGUGGACGUGGACGUGGACGUGGACGUGGACGUGGACGUGGACGUGGACGUGGACGUGGACGGACGUGGACGUGGACGUGGACGUGGACGUGGACGUGGACGUGGACGUGGACGUGGACGUGGACGUGGACGUGGACGUGGACGUGGACGUGGACGUGGACGUGGACGUGGACGUGGACGUGGACGUGGACGUGGACGUGGACGUGGACGUGGACGUGGACGUGGACGUGGACGUGGACGUGGACGUGGACGUGGACGUGGACGUGGACGUGGACGUGGACGUGGACGUGGACGUGGACGUGGACGUGGACGUGGACGUGGACGUGGACGUGGACGUGGACGUGGACGUGGACGUGGACGUGGACGUGGACGUGGACGUGGACGUGGACGUGGACGUGGACGUGGACGUGGACGUGGACGUGGACGUGGACGUGGACGUGGACGUGGACGUGGACGUGGACAUGGACGUGGACGUGGACGUGGACGUGGACGUGGACGUGGACGUGGACGUGGACGUGGACGUGGACGUGGACGUGGACGUGGACGUGGACGUGGACGUGGACGUGGACGUGGACGUGGACGUGGACGUGGACGUGGACGUGGACGUGGACGUGGACGUGGACGUGGACGUGGACGUGGACGUGGACGUGGACGUGGACGUGGACGUGGACGUGGACGUGGACGUGGACGUGGACGUGGACGUGGACGUGGACGUGGACGUGGACGUGGACGUGGACGUGGACGUGGACGUGGACGUGGACGUGGACGUGGACGUGGACGUGGACGUGGACGUGGACGUGGACGUGGACGUGGACGUGGACGUGGACGUGGACGUGGACGUGGACGUGGACGUGGACGUGGACGUGGACGUGGACGUGGACGUGGACGUGGACGUGGACGUGGACGUGGACGUGGACGUGGACGUGGACGUGGACGUGGACGUGGACGUGGACGUGGACGUGGACGUGGACGUGGACGUGGACGUGGACGUGGACGUGGACGUGGACGUGGACGUGGACGUGGACGUGGACGUGGACGUGGACGUGGACGUGGACGUGGACGUGGACGUGGACGUGGACGUGGACGUGGACGUGGACGUGGACGUGGACGUGGACGUGGACGUGGACGUGGACGUGGACGUGGACGUGGACGUGGACGUGGACGUGGACGUGGACGUGGACGUGGACGUGGACGUGGACGUGGACGUGGACGUGGACGUGGACGUGGACGUGGACGUGGACGUGGACGUGGACGUGGACGUGGACGUGGACGUGGACGUGGACGUGGACGUGGACGUGGACGUGGACGUGGACGUGGACGUGGACGUGGACGUGGACGUGGACGUGGACGUGGACGUGGACGUGGACGUGGACGUGGACGUGGACGUGGACGUGGACGUGGACGUGGACGUGGACGUGGACGUGGACGUGGACGUGGACGUGGACGUGGACGUGGACGUGGACGUGGACGUGGACGUGGACGUGGACGUGGACGUGGACGUGGACGUGGACGUGGACGUGGACGUGGACGUGGACGUGGACGUGGACGUGGACGUGGACGUGGACGUGGACGUGGACGUGGACGUGGACGGACGUGGACGUGGACGUGGACGUGGACGUGGACGUGGACGUGGACGUGGACGUGGACGUGGACGUGGACGUGGACGUGGACGUGGACGUGGACGUGGACGUGGACGUGGACGUGGACGUGGACGUGGACGUGGACGUGGACGUGGACGUGGACGUGGACGUGGACGUGGACGUGGACGUGGACGUGGACGUGGACGUGGACGUGGACGUGGACGUGGACGUGGACGUGGACGUGGACGUGGACGUGGACGUGGACGUGGACGUGGACGUGGACGUGGACGUGGACGUGGACGUGGACGUGGACGUGGACGUGGACGUGGACGUGGACGUGGACGUGGACGUGGACGUGGACGUGGACGUGGACGUGGACGUGGACGUGGACGUGGACGUGGACGUGGACGUGGACGUGGACGUGGACGUGGACGUGGACGUGGACGUGGACGUGGACGGACGUGGACGUGGACGUGGACGUGGACGUGGACGUGGACGUGGACGUGGACGUGGACGUGGACGUGGACGUGGACGUGGACGUGGACGUGGACGUGGACGUGGACGUGGACGUGGACGUGGACGUGGACGUGGACGUGGACGUGGACGUGGACGUGGACGUGGACGUGGACGUGGACGUGGACGUGGACGUGGACGUGGACGUGGACGUGGACGUGGACGUGGACGUGGACGUGGACGUGGACGUGGACGUGGACGUGGACGUGGACGUGGACGUGGACGUGGACGUGGACGUGGACGUGGACGUGGACGUGGACGUGGACGUGGACGUGGACGUGGACGUGGACGUGGACGUGGACGUGGACGUGGACGUGGACGUGGACGUGGACGUGGACGUGGACGUGGACGUGGACGUGGACGUGGACGGACGUGGACGUGGACGUGGACGUGGACGUGGACGUGGACGUGGACGUGGACGUGGACGUGGACGUGGACGUGGACGUGGACGUGGACGUGGACGUGGACGUGGACGUGGACGUGGACGUGGACGUGGACGUGGACGUGGACGUGGACGUGGACGUGGACGUGGACGUGGACGUGGACGUGGACGUGGACGUGGACGUGGACGUGGACGUGGACGUGGACGUGGACGUGGACGUGGACGUGGACGUGGACGUGGACGUGGACGUGGACGUGGACGUGGACGUGGACGUGGACGUGGACGUGGACGUGGACGUGGACGUGGACGUGGACGUGGACGUGGACGUGGACGUGGACGUGGACGUGGACGUGGACGUGGACGUGGACGUGGACGUGGACGUGGACGUGGACGUGGACGUGGACGUGGACGUGGACGUGGACGUGGACGUGGACGUGGACGUGGACGUGGACGUGGACGUGGACGUGGACGUGGACGUGGACGUGGACGUGGACGUGGACGUGGACGUGGACGUGGACGUGGACGUGGACGUGGACGUGGACGUGGACGUGGACGUGGACGUGGACGUGGACGUGGACGUGGACGUGGACGUGGACGUGGACGUGGACGUGGACGUGGACGUGGACGUGGACGUGGACGUGGACGUGGACGUGGACGUGGACGUGGACGUGGACGUGGACGUGGACGUGGACGUGGACGUGGACGUGGACGUGGACGUGGACGUGGACGUGGACGUGGACGUGGACGUGGACGUGGACGUGGACGUGGACGUGGACGUGGACGUGGACGUGGACGUGGACGUGGACGUGGACGUGGACGUGGACGUGGACGUGGACGUGGACGUGGACGUGGACGUGGACGUGGACGUGGACGUGGACGUGGACGUGGACGUGGACGUGGACGUGGACGUGGACGUGGACGUGGACGUGGACGUGGACGUGGACGUGGACGUGGACGUGGACGUGGACGUGGACGUGGACGUGGACGUGGACGUGGACGUGGACGUGGACGUGGACGUGGACGUGGACGUGGACGUGGACGUGGACGUGGACGUGGACGUGGACGUGGAGGACGUGGACGUGGACGUGGACGUGGACGUGGACGUGGACGUGGACGUGGACGUGGACGUGGACGUGGACGUGGACGUGGACGUGGACGUGGACGUGGACGUGGACGUGGACGUGGACGUGGACGUGGACGUGGACGUGGACGUGGACGUGACGUGGACGUGGACGUGGACGUGGACGUGGACGUGGACGUGGACGUGGACGUGGACGUGGACGUGGACGUGGACGUGGACGUGA
Molecule: messenger RNA, 9870 nt
Organism: Closterium sp. NIES-65
Lineage: Eukaryota; Viridiplantae; Streptophyta; Zygnematophyceae; Desmidiales; Closteriaceae
Source: the annotation of a GenBank genome assembly